This is a messenger RNA of Rattus rattus (black rat), 2417 nucleotides long. RefSeq names its product tRNA methyltransferase 11 homolog (gene Trmt11). Gene Ontology annotation, cellular component: cytoplasm. The transcript has 12 exons. Bases 62 to 1159 code for a protein of 365 amino acids. Gene Ontology annotation, molecular function: nucleic acid binding. The record is from RefSeq and is a predicted model, not a curated record. Gene Ontology annotation, biological process: methylation. Lineage: Eukaryota; Metazoa; Chordata; Mammalia; Rodentia; Muridae.
UGUCUUUCAGUCUCCAUUUUGGAUUCUUAACAUUCCCUCUGAAGAUAUAGCAAGAAACGUAAUGAGACGGACUGUGUGUGCCAAGUCUUUAUUUGAACUAUGGGGUCAUGGAAAAUCUCCCGAGGAGCUGUAUUCUUCUCUUAAAAGUUACCCCGUGGAGAAGAUGGUUCCAUUUCUGCAUUCGGACUCGACGUAUAAAAUAAAGAUUCACACAUUUAAUAAAACAUUAACUCAAGAAGAAAAAGUGGAGCGGAUAGACGCACUUGAAUUCCUGCCAUUUGAAGGAAAAGUAAACUUAAAGAAACCACAGCAUGUAUUCUCCAUUUUGGAGGACUAUGGUUUGGACCCAAACCGUAUCCCCGAGAAUCCACACAAUAUUUAUUUUGGCAGAUGGAUUGCAGAUGGACAAAGAGAGUUAAUUGAGUCCUACAGUGUCAAAAAGAGACAUUUUAUUGGAAAUACAAGUAUGGAUGCUGGUUUAUCGUUCAUCAUGGCCAACCAUGCAAAAGUGAAAGAAAAUGAUCUUGUCUUUGACCCCUUUGUUGGAACAGGUGGCCUCCUGAUAGCAUCUGCUCACUUCGGUGCAUAUGUGUGUGGGACAGACAUAGACUACAACACGGUUCAUGGCUUGGGAAAGGCUAGUAGGAAAAACCAGAAAUGGCGUGGACCAGAUGAAAACAUCAGGGCAAAUCUUCGUCAGUAUGGCCUAGAGAAGUUUUACCUUGAUGUCUUGGUUUCAGACGCAUCUAAGCCUUCCUGGAGGAAGGGAACAUAUUUUGAUGCAAUCAUCACAGAUCCUCCAUAUGGUAUCAGGGAAUCUACAAGAAGGACGGGUUCACAGAAGGAAAUACUGAAGGGAAUAGAAAAAUGUCCAGAAAGUCACGUUCCUGUCUCCUUGACUUAUCACCUGAGUGACAUGUUUUUGGACCUGAUCAAUUUUGCCGCCGAGACCCUCGUACUGGGCGGAAGACUAGUUUAUUGGCUACCAGUCUACACACCAGAGUACUCCGAGAAGAUGGUGCCUUGGCACCCCUGCCUGAGACUUGUUAGCAACUGCGAACAGAGGCUUUCCAGUCACACAGCAAGGCGCUUGAUCACGAUGGAAAAGGUGAAGGAGUUUGAGCUCCCAGGACAAAGAAGGUCAAUGAAUCAAAGUUAACUUUCUAGAAGUUGGAAGUCAACAGCAGAAUGUUUACCCAAUUGCUGAUGAGAACACCAGUGGGGACAGAGGUUCUGCAGUUUGCCCAAGGACACACAGCUGGCAACUUACAGACAUGAAACAUGAGGCUUUUCAACCACAUCCUCUCCUACAGGCUUCGAUCUCAAAAUAAAUCAACUUUGCUGCUCAGGUCUUUUUCGUUUAUUUUAAGGAAACAACAUUCUGGUUUAAUUUUAAGUAACAGUACCCUGAAGGCACACACAGAAUUUUAGGAGUCGGACAACUGAUCAUCUGAUGGAGCUGUAGCAUUUCCCGUUUGGUUGGAAGAAAAGCCGCUCUCCAUGCUCCUCCUUUGAUUUCCUAUUGGCAUCUUUUCCCCUCUACACUUCUAGACAUUCAAGCCAGAUGCCAACUGUCUGUGUGAAAACACAUUGGAUCUCAAAUGUAUCAAGAUGCCAAAUGUAUGUGUAAUAUUGGACCAUAUGCGAAUGUUCUAGUAAACUCCUGGGGACUUAGGUUUCCACUGUCAGCACUACAUAACAGGAAGACUAUAAAUUCCACCAGCUAACCAGAAGACUCACAUAUGCCUCAUAUUUAUAAAUACCCCAGAGAUACAAUGCAUGCUACAGUUGACUUUUGGGUUAGUGGAUGUAGGUUCACUUCUGUAUGGAAGGCAGUGGUAGCUUGCAAACACUAUAAAUCAAUGAGAGUUCCUUUCCUUAUUGUUGUCAUUACUGAUCAUAGCAACUGGGUAUUGUGGAGAAAUAUAUGAACAAGAAACACUUCUUACAGAAAAGAAGAAAAGAAAAUGUGUUUAUUAAUAGACAAAGAGACAGACAAACAAUCAGGUUAAUGUAGAUAAACUGGGCCAGGUAAGUCUUGAAUCUGAACAGGGUGUGAUUAAAUUCUAGAACUGUAAACAAACAUUGCAAUGGGCUUGAGAUGUGGACUGGAAUUUUGAAUGGUGUCUUUACCUUGCCUUCUCCAGACUCCUGGGAUGCAGGUCAUCAUUAAAUAAAAGCACAAAACAAAACAUCUUCUGUAUCCAUAUUUUGGUUGUUGGACAUCUGGGUUGUUUCCAGUUUCUGGCUAUUAUGAAUAAGAUGAUCUUAGUCAAAAUGCCUAACAGCGGGGAUAGGAAACCUGAAGGGACCAUCUCCAGUAGUCAUACAGGGCCUCCAAUGGAGGUAUGGAGACACCAACCCACCUACAAACGUUUCAAUCCAAAAUUGUUCCUGUCUAAAAGAAGUGCAGGAAC